AUGUCUCCGAAAGAGCCGCCAUUGAUUUUGCCAGUUGAGCAUGGGUCUCAUUCGACACCAAGUCGUCCUAUGAUGACACCGACAACUGAGCCCGCACUGGAGGAACGACUAUUCCACCCUGACGCUUCCAUCGUCCUUAUUGGAAUUCGAGCUUCGGGCAAGAGAUCUUUGGGGUUUAUUGCGGCGACCGCUCUGGGCAGAAGGUUUGUGACUGAAGACCACUAUUUCCAGAGCUUCAACGGUCUUUCUCGUCAAGAGUAUCUCCGAAUUCAUGGAAGCGAGCAAUUUCACAGACAGGACAUUGCAACGUCAAAGCGAAUGCUAGAGGAGAACCGAUAUGGAUGUGUCAUUGACUGUGGCCUGGGGAGUCUGACAAGUAGCCUUCAAGACUACCUAAGACUGCUCUGCCAGACAAAUCCUGUUGUUUUCAUUCUCAGAGACAUGGACCGAAUACAGGCAUUGCUUAAUCUGGAUGAUCGGUCCGCCAAACUGCUCGAGAAUGGAAAUUCCACACACAGGAAGUGCUCAAACUAUGAAUAUUUCAACCUCGAGGACGAUUCAAUGGCCAGAUCUACCGAACUGGACGAUGCAGAUCGGGCUUCACCUAACUAUUCCUUCAAGCUUCGCCAUGCACAGGCAGACUUUUCCUCGUUCGUACGCUUGAUAACAGGAACGAGAGCGCAGCAGUCCAGCAACGAUUCGCCCUUCUCCCUAGCUGUGCCUAUUGAACAACGCACAUACACUCACGCACUCGAGGUCAAACUCUCGACUUACAUGGAUGGGCAGAUCGACUUUGCUGCCCUGGAAUCUGCAGGCGAUAUUACAGAAAUUUACGUUGACGUUUGGAAUUCUACUGCGAUGAGGUCCCUGAGCAAGCUAGUCGGGAUGGCAAGAAGAGCACUUGAUCUACCGAUUUUGCUCUCUGUCACUACCACGCUUGCCGAUGCAAGCAGCAACACCUACCUGGACAUUCUCAGACAUGGCUUUCGCUUGGGAGUCGAAUACCUAUCCGUCAAUUUGGAACUUGAUGACCAUACCCUGGCGCACAUCAAAGCAAUGAAAGGCUAUACAAAGCUUGUCGCUACCUAUACCCCUAAAACUCCAACGAAGCAGGGAUGGAAAGACCGCAUCUGGAGGACAAUGCUUGACAGAGCCGCCGCCGAAGGCUUCACUAUGAUCCGGUUCCUCAAUGUGCCAAAAUCACGAUUAGAUAACGACUCGCUCAUAUGGUUCUUGGAAGAAACGAGAAAUAUCCAACCCAAACCAAUCAUCUCGGCGUUCAAUAUUGGAGGACUGGGACGCACAUCACAGAUAUUGAAUCCAACGCUGACCUCUGUGACACAUCCGUCCCUGCCACGUCCACAAUUGCCCCAGUUCCAGCCUCUGCUAUCCUCCAAGGAAAUAACCGGUGCUCUAUUCGACAUUCAUGUCUUUGACAGCCUCAAAUUUUACGUCCUAGGUGCGAACGUAUCCGGUUCACUAUCGCCGGCGAUGCAUAAUGCCGCAUACGCAUUUCACGGUCUCCGUCACAGCUGCAUGACGAAGAACAUAACAUCAUGGCAAGAUGCGGAAGAGCUAGCCAAGGAUGACAGCUUGUGCGGAUUAAGUAUCGUCCAGCCCUACAAGGUCAAAAUAUUCUCUCAUUUGUCCUUGUGCAGCGGCCACGCAAGAGCCAUCGGUGCUGUCAAUACUAUAGUGCCACUGCGAGCGGACACCUCGGGCAAUGUCCCCGCCGUGGAGAUUCAGGCACAGGAGAGGAAUCGUGCCGGGGUCAUCAAAGGUUGGUAUGGAGAAAACACAGACUUUAGGGGCAUAAUGACAUGCGUUAAUCGAAGUCUCUCACCUCGCAAUGCUAUACAACCCAAAUCCACAGCUCUUGUGGUCGGUGCAGGAGGAAUGGCUCGAGCCGCUGUCUAUGCUAUGCUACAACUGGGAUGCAAGAACAUAUUUAUGUACAAUAGAACGCUUUCGAAUACGAGAGUCGUUGCUAAUCAUUUCAACGAUUGGGCCAGGUCUCAAGUGAAAGCAAAUGGGUCUGGGCUCACGCCAUCAAAUCCUGUCAAGGUGCUUGACUCAACAAGUGAGGAAUGGCCCAGCGGGUUUUUCCCUCCCACCAUCGUGGUGUCAUGCGUUACGCAUGAGCUGCUAGAUGGGAGACCCGGAGCGGAUUUUGAGUUACCAGAGUCAUGGAUGCAGUCACCCAGCGGAGGAGUUAUCCUUGAAAUGGCCUACAUGACCAAAGAAACCCCUCUCGUCAAACAGAUGAAGUCCUUCCGCGAGUUAACUGGCCGGCCGUGGGUCAUUGUUGGCGGUAUCGACGCUUUAAUUGAGCAAGCGUUGGUCCAAUUCGAAACCUUGACUGGCAGAAAGGCACCAAAACGUUAUAUGGCAAAGGCAGCGUGGGACACAAUUCACCAGAAUACCUCGUACCUUGUCGAUGGCCAACAGUAUUUCAGUGAUCGGCUUGCAAGCUGA
Messenger RNA from Exophiala spinifera, 2475 nucleotides. RefSeq lists its product as uncharacterized. NCBI's taxonomy places the organism in Eukaryota, Fungi, Ascomycota, Eurotiomycetes, Chaetothyriales, Herpotrichiellaceae. The coding region runs from base 1 to 2475 and encodes 824 amino acids. The record is from RefSeq and is a predicted model, not a curated record. The transcript has a single exon. Gene Ontology annotation, biological process: chorismate biosynthetic process. Gene Ontology annotation, molecular function: 3-phosphoshikimate 1-carboxyvinyltransferase activity; 3-dehydroquinate dehydratase activity; shikimate 3-dehydrogenase (NADP+) activity.